Rhea pennata is the source of this 1844-nucleotide messenger RNA. RefSeq names its product matrilin 3 (gene MATN3). The record is from RefSeq and is a predicted model, not a curated record. Lineage: Eukaryota; Metazoa; Chordata; Aves; Rheiformes; Rheidae. The coding region runs from base 1 to 1383 and encodes 460 amino acids. Gene Ontology annotation, molecular function: calcium ion binding. The transcript has 9 exons.
AUGGUUCCUGAUUGCAGGAACCAUGCAGUAGCAGAUGCUACUUGCAAGAACCGGCCUCUAGACCUUGUGUUCAUCGUAGACAGUUCUCGUAGUGUCCGACCUGAAGAGUUUGAGAAAGUGAAAAUCUUCUUAUCAAAAAUGAUUGAUACUCUGGAUAUUGGUGAAAGAGCAACCCGUGUGGCAGUCAUGAAUUAUGCCAGCACUGUCAAGGUAGAGUUUCCCCUCCGGACCUACUUUGAUAAAACCUCUAUGAAGGAGGCUAUAUCUCACAUCGAACCUUUGUCUGCUGGCACGAUGACUGGCCUUGCCAUCCAAACUGCCAUGGAUGAAGUCUUCACUGAGGAAAUGGGUACCCGGCCAGCAAACUUCAAUAUCCCCAAGGUGGUCAUUAUCGUGACAGAUGGACGGCCACAAGACCAGGUUCAAGAUGUGGCAGCAAGCGCCCAGGCAGCUGGCAUUGAGAUCUAUGCCGUUGGGGUGGACCGGGCAGACAUGCAGUCCCUGAGGAUGAUGGCCAGUGAGCCACUGGAUGAACAUGUCUUUUAUGUGGAGACCUAUGGUGUGAUUGAAAAGCUGACAUCCAAAUUCAGAGAGACUUUCUGUGCUGUGAACAUGUGCGCACUUGGGACCCAUGACUGUGAGCAGGUCUGUGUGAGUAGUGGUGGAUCCUAUGUUUGUGACUGUUAUGAAGGCUACGCGCUUAAUCCAGACAAGAGAACUUGCUCAGCUGUAGACAUGUGUGCACCUGGAAGGCAUGAGUGUGACCAGGUCUGUGUGAGUAACAACGGAUCCUAUAGCUGUGAAUGCCAUGAAGGCUAUACCCUGAAUGCAGAUAAGAAGACUUGCUCGGCUAUGGACAUGUGUGCACCUGGAAGGCAUGACUGUGCACAGAUCUGUUUGAGUAAUGAUGGAUCCUACAGCUGUGACUGUUAUGAAGGAUACACUCUGAAUGCAGAUAGGAAGACCUGCUCAGUUGUCGACAUGUGUGCACCAGGGAGGCAUGACUGUGAGCAGGUCUGUGUGAGAGAUGAUCUAUUCUAUACCUGUGAUUGCUAUCAAGGCUACACCCUGAAUCCAGACAAGAAGACUUGCUCAAGAACUAAUGUAUGUGCACCAGGGAUGCAUGAGUGUGAGCAGGUCUGCGUGAGUAAUGAUGGAUCGUAUACCUGUGACUGCUAUGAAGGCUUUACCUUAAAUCCAGAUAAGAAAACAUGCUCAAGGGCUACAACAAGCAGUCUUGUAACAACUGAGGAGUCCUGUAAGUGUGAAGCUAUAGCUGCAUUACAGGACUCAGUCACCUCACACCUUGAAGCUCUGUCCAUGAAAAUAGAUGAAGUGUCUCAGAAGUUACAAGCAUAUCAAGAGAGACAGCAGAUUGUCUAAGUUAUCAUUCUACUUAAUUAUAAAAUGACCUUUCUGAAGCAUUCAUUUUUAUUGUGUUCAGCAAGCUUUAUUUCAUUGCACAGCUUACAAAACAGCAGUGGUUUGGUAUUGUUGACCAAAUGUCAAGAAGACUUCAAGAAGACUUCAGGAAGACAAUGGUUUCAAUAAUACAGGGACCCUGAGGGUCUUCAUGUAUGGUCACUCUGUAACAGUAAAGCUAUCUAUACCUACUGUACUUCACUCAGUACUACAAAUAGUACAGUAGGUACUGUUAUUCUGCAGUAACUGUGUUUUUAUUUUAUUUAAAAGUAAAUACAAGAAAAAACUAUUUUUGAAUGCAUACAGUAUAUCAUGUUAUAUAAAGCUGUGAAAAGUAAAAAAAUUGUCUGUAGCAUCUGUCCAAUGGGAGAGGCAUUUGGCGUCUUGUAAUUUAUUUUAAUAAACUAAAGAUCAGCACACAA